ACCUUGUGUAUAUCAGUCGUCAGCUACACGGGACUGGUACGUUUCUUCAUUCAGAGGAACAAAAAGAAAUAUUAGAGACGUCCAUACACCCUCCUCAUCUUGACGGUUUUAUAUUUCGAACAUCCACAUCGCCGAAACCAUCGAUAAUCAUGUCUUCCAAUCCACCACAAUAAGUAACUCAGGUAAUUCUCAUAUUCAACAGUCACAUGGUUAGUCGAACACUGGGACACACUCAAACAGCAGGCACCAACGUCGUGACUGCCUGAAAUCCAGCCUCUCUUCUUGCCGCCUUCCCCAUCUUCCAUUACACCCCAACACUGUCCAAUCACAGACCUUGGAUAAAUCAUGACACCCAAAUUCGACACUGCUUUGGACAAAACGCCCAUAUCAUGGAAGAAAUUGAUGGCAUUGCGGGAAACGGGGAAAGAUACUUUCGAAUCACUCACCCCAGCCUGGCCACCUGCUCCUUUUAAACGGACCUUUGGAGGUCAUGUAUACGCCCAGGCCGUGUAUGCCGCUAGCAAGACUAUCAGUCCCGGGUUCUUUGUUCAUCAAGUAACCGGCUAUUUCAUCCUGCCGGGGGAGGUCGACACACCAUUCAUCUACCGCAUACGACGCGUUCGCGACGGAGGAGUCUACAGCCUCCGCACCGUGGACGUCUACCAAGAAACCGAAGUCGGAGGAUGGGGCAAAUCGCCCUGUUUCAUCGCCACAGUCUCAUUCAAACGACCCGAGAACAACAGUCGCAAAUUCAUCGAAUUCUCCCAUCAACACGUUCCUCGCGACCACAUCCCUACCACAUACCACAGUGUCCUCGACGGCAAAAAACCCGAAGACCACCCGCUCGCUCCUGGCGCCGACGCCCUCUGGUGGGAGAUAGAGGAACGUGAGGCAUGGGAGAAAGUCGCGUCUGCAUUCCCUGGCGUUGAGACUCGGAAAGUCAAUAUGCGUGCAUACAAUCCUGUUGUGCCUGUCGGUGGAGGGCCAGAUGGUGAAGGCACCUCGCGGUGGAGACAGUUGAUCAUGUAUCGCAUCAUUCUGGACAAACCUAAUCCUCCUUCUGAUCCAUCCUCACCGCCCCAACCCGUCGACCUCAACCUCCACGCCGCGGCACAUUUAUAUGCAUCAGAUCGGAAUUCCCUUUUCAUGAUCCAACACGCGGCAGGAUAUCAAAACGUUCGUACUAGCAUGGCCUCACUGUCCCAUACGGUCGUCUUCCAUGGUGUGGCUGAUACAAUGCGCAUGACUGACGACCAAGGGAAUCCGAAAUGGUUUGUGCAGGAGGCGUGGACGACUCAUAACGGUGACAAACGUGGGUGUCAUAAUAGUUAUCUGUGGGAUUACUAUGCCGGUCGAGUGGUCGCUACUACGAUUCAGGAUGGCAUGGUGAGGUUUCCCAUCACCCCGCCGAAACAUUCUUUGAAUAUUCGUCCCAAGACAGCAGUGGUGCAACCUAGUAUCACGAUGACUACGACGAAAAAUGCAAAUGAUGAUGCAGAUGGAGAUGGAAAGUCGGAUGCUGUAAAGAGUAGAUUGUGA
Messenger RNA from Exophiala mesophila, 1539 nucleotides. Its product is annotated as acyl-CoA thioesterase II. The transcript is spliced from 2 exons. NCBI's taxonomy places the organism in Eukaryota, Fungi, Ascomycota, Eurotiomycetes, Chaetothyriales, Herpotrichiellaceae. The coding region runs from base 346 to 1539 and encodes 397 amino acids. Gene Ontology annotation, molecular function: fatty acyl-CoA hydrolase activity. The record is from RefSeq and is a predicted model, not a curated record. Gene Ontology annotation, biological process: fatty acid catabolic process; acyl-CoA metabolic process. Gene Ontology annotation, cellular component: peroxisomal matrix.